AUGAUUGCGUUGAUAUCUUACUUGCUGAGCAUAUGGGAAUGGCUGAUGAACUGGCUGAAAGACCAACAAGAAAAGUUAUUUAGUGGGAAAGCCAUUGAAUUGGACUCGGGAAUCAAGGUUCGAUUGGGGCGAGAGCUGGCUCAGGGAGGUUACAGUUUGGUAUAUAGGGCGACGGAUGCUUCCAAUCCUUCCAUCAUUUAUGCUGUCAAAUGCAUUCGCUGUCAGAAUGAUCCAGAAUUGAGAUCAGGCUGUGUGGAAGAAGGCAAGAUUCAUCGACGACUGCAACAGGCCCAAGACCGCUUUGAGGAUGAUUCCCCCAUGUAUUGCAUGCCUUUGUACGGAAUGACAUUUGAAGACAACAACGAAGUGUGCUAUAUGGCAUUCCCAUAUCUACCGCAUUCACUACGAGAAGAAGUCAAUCAACGAAUCUUUGAUCCUCCUGCUAUUUCCUCAUCUCCACCACCACCAUGGAGCGAAUCGGUGGCCCUGAAGCUCUUUGAUCAUCUGUGCGAGGCAGUGGCACUUAUGCAUCGGGAAGGAGUGACGCAUCGGGAUAUCAAGCUAGAAAAUGUAUUGUUUCAGGGGAGUAAUACAAAACAUCUUCAGGCUCCCAUCCUAAUGGACUUUGGAUCCGCUGGUCCACUGCUAAGAUCCCUCUUGUCACGAAAAGACGUCUUGGAAGUGCCAGAAGAGGCCGGCCAACAUACCACCAUGCCGUAUCGACCUCCCGAAUUAUUUCCAGGAGAAUUGCGUGUGGGAGAUUCGGACGUUGAUUAUACCAAGGUGGAUGUUUGGAGUUUGGGAUGCACUCUGUUCGCCAUUCUCUUUGGGGCAUCCCCAUUUGAAUGUGAAUUCACGCGGAAUCGAAGAUCCAUGAUGGGAUCGCCUACGCAAAACCAACAACAACAACAUCAAGGAGCGCCCAUUAAGAUUGUAGAUUGCACCCAGCUGCGAGUACUGGGAAGCAUACCAAAGCCUCCACCCAACACUGCCGUUGAAAAGUGGUAUUCUCCACAAGUUUUGGAUUUGAUUGAAUUCAUUUUGGAAAAGGACCGUCUCAAGAGACCAACACUUGCUCAAGUACAAAUGCGAGUCAAGGCAGUACUGAAAGGAGACAAUGUCGAUUUGGAAGAUCCAAUAGAGGACCUGUUUUCGAACAGUCGGCAUCAAGGUUCCUGGUGA
Molecule: messenger RNA, 1182 nt
Organism: Cylindrotheca closterium
Lineage: Eukaryota; Bacillariophyta; Bacillariophyceae; Bacillariales; Bacillariaceae
Source: the annotation of a GenBank genome assembly